AUGGAAGAAAUUCAAUCAGACUCGGAUCUUACGGUCAUUGCGAAGUCCGUUAACAAUGACUUGAAUCAAAAUAAUGCAAAUCCCCUUGCGCCUGUUGAUCAGAGUAACUUUACUCCACCAUCUGGUGACAAGGAUAGAGAAAACCCAAUCACUGAACCUAGCAGAACUAGUUCCACCGACAACCUUAAUUGUUCUGUGGGCGUGGAAAGUUCUAAUACCGUUAAUGACGAUCCCAUGAGAGUGGAAAGUUUUGAUGCGGUUAAGAAUAUAUCGGAAGACGAUAAAGGUGUCUCUUCGGACAUAGAUGAUCCUCUGGACCUUUGUAACGAAAUUCCCAGUUUUUACCGCUUGCUUGAUUUGUGCAAAGACAUGGGAUCUAUCGGAUAUUCGGUUGACAAGAUUAUCAUAUCCCAAGAAUUCUUGAGAAAACUUUGCAACGAUAUGGUACCAAAUAGCUUUAAAUCAAUUUCUGAAGUUAAUUACGCCUCUUUGAAUUCGAGAUCACUUGGUCUUGUCGGAAUUUAUGGAAAUCGUGAAACUAUCGCAGAAUAUUUGCUACAAAAGAAUGCAAUCAAUAAAACAAUUCAUCAUCUACUCGUGAAAUCCCAGACGAAUGAUAAUGAGAGUUCCAAAUCAAUGAUGCCUCAUCUCAGACCUGGAGUUUAUCUUCUAGUUGAAAAUAAAUAUGGUCUUAUUAUUCAUUGGCCUGAAAAGGAUUGUUAUAGUAUUCGAGCCUCCGACCAAAAAAAGAAGAACCUAGUCAACCUUCACAGAUACCUUACGAAAUUAACAAACGUUAAUUUCUGCUUGAUGAAUGCGCAAGAUCUUAUGAACUUUGACUUUGAACUUAAUAGCAAAUACAUUGAAGAAGAAGAUGAUGACGAUCAGGUCUGCGGUGAAUACAAGGUAGAGGAAAGAAAACAAGAGGAAGAGGAUUUUAAAUUUACCGAUGGAUUCAAAAUUAAUUUCGAUAAUAGGAACUCUAAAGGAGAGUCAUCCCUGCCCUUAAGCUUUCCUCCUGCCAUGCCGAUAGAGUCAUAUAAUAAUCAAUCAUUUAUUACCUGCCGUAUGACUAAACCUGAAGAAUCAAGUAAAGAAUAUACACUGAAUGGAAAUGCCAACCAAGGAAAAUUUAUCAACCAGCUAAAAAAUUAUACUCUGAGAAUAAAUUCGUCCGUUACUAUGGAUGAAUUGAUAAAUUUAGCCGAAGUUUUGUCGAUAGGAAGCCAACUAGUGAAAACAUAUAAAGAUAAAACGGAGACGGCCCGUAAAGAUCACGAGAAAGAAAAGAACAAUAUUGAUGAUAAUAUUAAAAUCGAAUCAAAUAUCAUUUUUUCAAUGCUCGGAUAUGAACUAAGCAAAACAUAUGA
Messenger RNA from Acaulospora morrowiae, 1370 nucleotides. NCBI's taxonomy places the organism in Eukaryota, Fungi, Glomeromycota, Glomeromycetes, Diversisporales, Acaulosporaceae. The record is from the annotation of a GenBank genome assembly.